Messenger RNA from Aegilops tauschii subsp. strangulata, 677 nucleotides. RefSeq lists its product as uncharacterized. The record is from RefSeq and is a predicted model, not a curated record. NCBI's taxonomy places the organism in Eukaryota, Viridiplantae, Streptophyta, Magnoliopsida, Poales, Poaceae.
CGACUCUUGGGCUUGGGCCAGGAUGUCUCUCGCCGGCUGCAGCGGCGGCGGUGGCGCGGCGGCGGCGACGUGGACGCCGCCGUACUGCACCAUCGUGGCGGCCGACACGUCCGACUUCUCCUACCUCUCCUGCCCGGCCUGCGGCCGCCGCGCGCUCCCGGGCCACGCCGAGGGCGCAGCCUGCGGGGCCUGCGGCGGCCCCGCCCCGGCGCGCGCCUACCGGCUGCUCCUCUCCGUGGCCACCCACGACCGCGUGUUCCCCGUCGUCCUCUUCGACCGCGCCGCGCGCGUCCUGCUCGGCUGCCCCGCCGACGAGCUCGCGCGCCUCUUCGCCGCGCACCGGGGCGCCGCGCGCGCCGCGGCGGACGCCCUGCAGGGGGAGAUGUGCCGCCUGGCGCUGCGCGAGCCCACCAAGGACGGCGCCGAGCACCUCCGCGCCGUCUCCGUUGUGCCGCUCCGCGACGGGUUCCGCUCGGUCGCCGACACCCUCAGGACGCUCUACUCGCGCGCCGGCGGCUGACCGCCAUGCUUACAUGGAGUAUGUGUUCGAUGAAAUGCUUCGACCGUAUCGAUCAAUGAUCUCUGCAUGACUGUAAAGCUCUCUUUCUGCCAGAUUGCAGUCAAACUUUCACAAGUUAUUAUCUGAUUAAAAUCCAAAAGGUUAUUAUCUGAUCAAA